Molecule: messenger RNA, 1788 nt
Organism: Prorocentrum cordatum
Lineage: Eukaryota; Dinophyceae; Prorocentrales; Prorocentraceae
Source: the annotation of a GenBank genome assembly
GAAGCGCACGAGAUGCUCACGCUUGUGACGACGACGGAGACCAAGGUCGAGGAUCAACAUCGGGAGCGCACCCACUGGAAGCCGUGGACCCUGGUGAGGCGGGACUUGGCGCUGGAGGGGUUUACCAACCCGAAAGACCAGCAGCUGGAGUUCCGUCGGCGGUGCAUGAGCCGUGAGUACACGGUGAAGCCCGACCCGCGGCGCCCAGGAGGGUACCUCAUCGCGGAGUACCAGGGCGAGAUCGACGACGCUGUGCUGACGAAGGGGACGACGGCGUCAUUGACGAAGAGCAGCUCGUCGAGCCUCACUGGUACGGAGCUGGACACGGCCUUGCAGAGCAUGACGUCGAACGUUGGCGCUGCGUUGACGGCGGUCCAGGAGAGCCAGAGGGCGUCGCACGGCCAAGGGGAGGAUCGCGAUCACGUUGCUGUUCCUGAGGAUUUCCUGGAGAGCGUGUACAGAGGCACGCUGGACUGUGCCCCUCAGCUUCACGGCGCGCUCGGCAGCUUCAUCGAGGAUCAGACUACGAGGGCGGAGAAGGAGAAGGUCUUGGCCCACAUGGAGGCGCUCGAGGACAUCGAGGCGAAAAAUUUGGCCAAGGAUGCUGCGGCGGCCAAGGUGAAUCCAGUCACAGUCCGCCUCGGUACCUUGAAGCUGGCGGAUCGUCUUCAGAGUUCCUUGGUGAGCGCCUUGGAGAACCAGGUAUCGGAAGGAAUCAACGUGCUCGAAUACAUGAAAUCUAAGAUUUCAGCGACGGAUUUAGAUGGAGAGCCAUGGAAACCUUUCAAAGACAAGCUUGAGGCCCUCUCCACAGCCGCGCAGGAUGAGAUCAAUAAUGUCAAAGCCAGAAUCUCGAAGCUUUGUGCUCACAUCGAUUCGCCGGCUUGGGACUUGUCUGUCGCUGGUGUGAAAGAGGCCGCCAGCGGCGGUGCCUCUUCCAAGAAACGCAAGGCUGGAGAGAGGGCAGAGAUUCUGGACAUUGGCGAGACGCAGGACUACCGCCCAGCGCUGACGAUGGUAAAAGCUACGAUCCACGACGCACCUGUAGGAGUGAUGAACUCGUUGUGCAACCUCGACUUCCAGAACGCUUGCCUCAUCGACGUCAAGGCCUCACUGGAUCCCCUGCUUUCCUCAGCUGACUGGAAGCCGCUGGCCAAAUGGCGCAAGGAAAAGGUGAUGUCCUGGGAGAGCGAUGGCGCGGCGCCCGCCUUUGGGGCAGCGUCUCAGCCUGGAAUCCUCAUGAUGCUGAGGGGGUUGGUGAAAGACGAGGCGAAUGGCCAGACUAUCUUCCGAAGCGCCUUCGUGCCGGUGACGCCGAAGGACCAGGCUCUCCACAAGCACAUCUUCGGAGUUCAAAUCUAUGCGAUCCCAGCCGGGCACUGUUCUGCGGGCCCCUCCUCGCAUGGCCUCAGCGAGGUCAGGGUCGUCACUGGCGGAGAAGAAGUGGUGGUGGGCGUCAAGGCAAAGCAGGAGCACUCCCUGGCCGAGACCGUUGGCUUCUUGAAGAGCCUUCCUGGUGCAGGGCUCCUUCAGUUGGCGCGCGAGCAGGGCAACUUCGCCAUGGUCAUCCGCGAAGGUUCGUUGGCCGUCUUGCCCGCCGGCUUCGUGUACCUCACUUUUCGGCCUGUCCCGUGCCAGGGCAUGCGGUGGGGGUUCUGCGCGGGGUGGCAGGGCGAAUUGUCCACCUGUCGCAUGAGCGUGGCGAGCGCCAUGGAGGCGCACAGCGCCGUGAAGGGCUCGCCGUGCGAGACUUGGUGGGACAAGCUCGCGGAGCUCGGCGAUCGGUGA